GUUUUUAUCAGUCUCCCCCUGGACGGUAUUCAAUCCAGACGCUUGUUUACUUUAGUUUGGAAAUUUUUUGCCCGCACACGUUUGGGGUAGAAAAACACCUGCAAACAGAUCAAAACUAUUCAUUGGAUAUUCAUUGCACAUUCUAGAAUUUUUUGAAAAAAUGCAGCCACCCAGCGGAAGACUCUGGAGUACUAUUUGCGAUGGCCAGAUCGAAAUACGUUCUUUAACAGAAGACAAGUUGGAGGAGUCUUUGGACGUUUUAGAUGGCUCUUUCUUUCUAUACGAAAUGGUCAGCAUUGGUUCUGAAAUUAAUUUACCCGAAAAUGUGCAGGCACGAAAGGAUUUGAGAGAGCUCAGCAGAAUAACCAGCGAAGAUGGUGUCUCAUUGAUAGCCAUUGAAAAGGCAACUGGAAAACCCAUUGCAGUAUCUUUCAAUAAAAUACAGUACAUUCCCGAAAAUGGCGAUGACGUAUUCUUCCUAAAAUUCCGCAAAGAAAAGGCCAAAUCUUCCCAGACGCAAUCUUUAAUGGACUACAUGAUCGAAGCCGAUGCUGCCUAUGAUGUUUUUGAAAAAUUAAAUUUGCAAUGUACCUGCGAGCUUAUGUUCAUGGCCACUCUGCCCGAAUGGGGCCAAAAGGGUAUAGCAAAGGCCUUGGCCAAACACUCCAUUGAAUUGGCUAAAGAGUUAAAAGAUGGCAUUGGUUUGGAACGCUUACAUCCAUCGUUGCAAGGGAAACGACCACAAGCUGUUACUGUUCUAUGGACCUCAAAUUAUUCGCAAAAUGUUGGAAAGGCGGUCGGAUUUAAAGUGCUGAAUACCAUACCCUAUACACAUUUUAAAUAUAAUGGAAAAACCUUUGCCGAACGCAUAGGUCCCAUACACAAGGAUAGUCAACAGGCUAUCUAUAUGCUUCUACUUUUAUCUCUCCAAGAAAUUGACAACAGAAUGGCUUCAGCGGAAUGCCUUAAAUUGAUAUGUGAUGGUGAUAUUGAAAUAGUUAAAAUUAAGGAGGAUUUAUACGAUGCAGCUGUUGAUGUUUUUGUAACCAGUUUCAUGAAAUAUGAAAAUGUCAGUAUAGCCUGUGACCUGUGUGAGUCGGAGGAAACUUACAAGGAAAUGGAACAAUUGCUACGCACAAUUUUAAAGGAUAAUAUUUCUUUGGGGGCCAGAGAUGUCAAAACCAAACAAUUGGUGGCCAUUUGUAUAAACAAAGUUGUUAAUCCCUCGGCUAAUCUCACCCUCGAUGAACUUUUCGAAACUUUUCAAACAGAAAAUCUCAAAACUGUAGGAAAUUAUCUCAAUACAGUUGAGUGUACCUUUGAUAUAUGCAAGGAGUGGCGUAUUGAUUGUUUUAUUGAAUUGAAUUUUCUUUCAACUCGUCCCGAACAUAUGCGUCGUGGUCUUGCCUUAGCCCUGACAGAAUAUUUAAUCGAAUAUGCUCGUAAGCUAAAGGAAGGUAGUGCCAAAGAGUUACAAGAUUUACCCGAACAUUUAAGAGAUCAUAGACCCAAAGCCAUAACAUCAACAUUUACAUCGAUUUUUUCCCAAAAAGUUGGAGAAAAAUUGGGCUUCGAGACAUUGUAUGAAGUGGAUCAUGCAUGUUUUACCUUUAGGGGUAAAACUUUUGCGGAAAAAAUUGAUUAUUCGGUACACAAGAGGUCAAGAUUUGCAGCUUUAGCUUUGUGAUAAAAAGAAGAAAAACAAAAUAUUCUCCGAUUCAUUUACGAUAUAAAAAAUUCCUUUGGACCUAAUCAAGCCUUGUGGAGCUUUAGUAAUAUUCUCCAUGAAAAUAAAUUCUUCACAAAGAGAAUCAUCAUAACUUGUAUUCAAAUAAUUUUCUCUAAAGCAAAUCAUUAAUUUGAUAAGAAGUACUGUGCUAAAAGUAAAAAAAAUUGGAGGAUAAUAAAAACAGCCUUUAGUCUUUUUUGCUAUUUAUUUGAAUUAAA
Molecule: messenger RNA, 1947 nt
Organism: Stomoxys calcitrans (stable fly)
Lineage: Eukaryota; Metazoa; Arthropoda; Insecta; Diptera; Muscidae
Exons: 8
Coding region: 161-1687 (508 amino acids)
Molecular function (GO): N-acetyltransferase activity
Source: RefSeq, a predicted model, not a curated record